This is a messenger RNA of Aspergillus puulaauensis, 609 nucleotides long. RefSeq names its product dual specificity protein phosphatase family protein. The record is from RefSeq and is a predicted model, not a curated record. Gene Ontology annotation, molecular function: JUN kinase phosphatase activity. Gene Ontology annotation, biological process: regulation of MAP kinase activity; protein dephosphorylation. Bases 1 to 609 code for a protein of 202 amino acids. The transcript has 3 exons. Gene Ontology annotation, cellular component: cytoplasm. NCBI's taxonomy places the organism in Eukaryota, Fungi, Ascomycota, Eurotiomycetes, Eurotiales, Aspergillaceae.
AUGGCAGAAACAACAGCCCUCGACCAGAUUCGUGCAAUCCCUGGCCUCUACAUCUCAGAUCAUUUCUCAGCCCAGGAUAAAGCCCUUCUAGCCAAACACCGCAUCUCACACAUCCUCUCUAUCUUACGAUGGGAAGACCUCCACAGCAAUGGACACUUUCAUGAUUCUACCCCAGCUCCUCAAGGUACCAUAGGACCUGCGAUACAACGCAAGCAGGUUGAGAUAGCCGACGCAGAAACGGAAGACAUCCUCACCCGUUUAACAGAGAUGACCGAUUGGAUCCAUGAUGCUCUUACACGACCACAUCCGCACGGCAAUGCGAAUACAGACAGCACCGAGAACGGAUCAGCUGGGCACACUGGGGGCUGCGUCCUCGUUCACUGUAACAAGGGGAUAUCGCGUUCCGGGGCGGUUGUUGUUGCUUAUAUAAUGAAAAACCUUGCCACGCCCUACGUUCAAUCGCUAAAUCUCGCGCGGGAAUCGCGGAGUCUGAUUGAGCCGAACUAUGGGUUUGAGUGUCAACUGCGGCUUUGGGAGGGAUGUGGGUAUAGUACUUUCGAGGGGCCAGUGAGUGGCGAGUGUCACUUUGAGCCGAAGGGCAAAAAAUGA